Molecule: messenger RNA, 689 nt
Organism: Lecanosticta acicola
Lineage: Eukaryota; Fungi; Ascomycota; Dothideomycetes; Mycosphaerellales; Mycosphaerellaceae
Source: the annotation of a GenBank genome assembly
AUGGCCGACGUACAAGACAGCACAGGCCCAUUAUACUUCUGGCGAGAAUUCGAACAGCCAUACGGUUUCCUCUCCCAAUGGUACGAGAGUCCCUUCGAAGUCGACGGAAUCACGUACCAGAGCGCGGAAAUGUGGAUGAUGGUGCAGAAAGCGAAACUAUUCGGUGACGAGGUCAACUCUCCCCAGAAAUGGGGUUUUAAGAGAGGGUGAUGGUUGUACUGAUGUGUCGAGAUAGGUGAUUGCAGAGCAAAUGCUGCAGACCACGGUGCCGUCGGAGCAUCAGAGAUUGGGCAGGCUGGCGAAGGGGUUUGAGAGGAAGAAGUGGGAUCAGAGUAGGGUUUCCGGCCCUUUGUAGGGUUUGCUGGUUGGACUGACUGCUGUUGGUAGACAAGAGCCGCAUUGUCGAGGAGGGGAAUUACCAUAAGUUUACCAAAGCGAAGGAGAGUAAGCACAUGAUGAGUGCUUUACUGCAUACCGGUGAUAGGGAGCUCGUCGAGGUAGUGCCUCAUCGAGAGCCAUGCCCAUUUCUAGACUCUCACUGACGGUGAUCGCAGGCUUCGCCAACAGAUCGGAUUUGGGGCGUUGGGUUUGCAGCUCACGAAGCAGGAGAAAACCGAAACACAUGGGGCGAGAAUCUACUCGGUAAGGCGAUCAUGAAAGUGAGGGAGCAAUUGCGGCGGGAAGGGUAA